GCAGCGUGUGAGAGACGUUGUACAAUGGACUAUCAUUGAUUUGUGCAGCACAAGCAGCAUUUUCUCUUAGAAAUAAGGACAUUGCCGGACGAAGUACAGAGCCACAUAAAUCAUUCAUCAGUGCUUCCUCUUCGACGCAAAAUCACAAUGACAUCAUCUCGUCCGCUCAUUUCUAACCUCACAAUGGACUGGAUUGAAAGCAUGGAGCGCUGGCAUCUUCAUCUGUUUUGCAUCCCCACUGCCGUCAUCUCUUUUGCCACAUUUAUAGCCAACCCUGUUCUGCUGGUCUGCAUUUUCCUGUCCCGUGCUUUGCGUAGGGAGACCCGCUACCUGUUGGUGGCCAACACCCUGAUCGCAGACAUGCUCUUCCUCAUCCUCAACCUGGUCACAUUGAUUGGUAAUGCUGUGAGAGCAGAGAUACCCUGGUUUGUUUGUGAGCUAUUCACAACUCUCCUUGUCACGGCCUACAGCUGUGCCAUCAUCACCGUGACACUCAUGGUGGUCGACACCUUUGCCGCCGUCCGCUGGCCUCUCCAGUACCAUAACCUUCUCUCGCCUGCCCAGACCAACUGCAUACUAGGGGUGGUUUGGUUGCUGUGCGCCAUUUAUCCGUUCACCUUAAUGAUGAUGAUGAAGGAAGAGCUUUCUAACGACAAUGUAACCGUGUGUUUGGCUCUCAUCUCCCUCGGUUUCUUUAAAGUCAAGAACAUAGGGGGGAUCGACAUGUACUUUCUUGUAGCAGCACUGAUCUGCACUUUUUUAAUUUUUUACUGCUACAUCCGGCUUUACAUGGUGACAAGGAUGCAGGGAAUUUGGCACAGCCGCUUCUCUAGGGCUCGGGUCACAGUGCUGGUCCAUGGGGUUCUGCUGCUGCUCUACUUUGCCCCUGGCUUUGUUUUUGCCCUAGAGAUCUACAUCUUUCAGAAGAAAAACGUAAGUCAGGAUCUUCGCGUGUGGAUCAGUACCGUCAAUGCUAAUUUUCUCAUGCUGCUUCCCAGAGCAUUUGCUCCUUACCUGUAUGGGCUAAGGUACCGAGAGAUUUCUGAAAGUCUCACACUUCUGCUACACCGUCACAGAAGAAACAGAGAAAACACAUUAUCAUAAAGACUCUUAGGAUCUGCCCACAUUUAAGACCUAUUACCACUAGGUUUGUAUUGGGGGCUAUCUAUUUUGUUUGAUAUAUUCAUUGACUGUACAUACAUAAUGCCAUCAGGGCUAGAUUUUUGUAAUUGGUUGCAUAAAGGUCUGUAUUUUACUAAAAAAAAUAAGUCUAACUUUUGUUUGUAAAUAUCAAAAGACACUUUUUGCAACAUUAAAGGUGCAGUAUGUAACUUUUAUAUAUAAAAGUGUUUUUCACAUAUCUUUUCAACCUCACUGUGUCCUGCCAGGAUAACAUGAGACAGAUAAUCUGUGAAAAAAAUAAAAAAAAUUAUAUUUUGCCUCCUCCCUGUGGUCCUACUGCCAUAUGAAGAAAUACACUGCUCCCAUUCAGAAACAACCAAUCAGAGCAAUGAGGAGAGUAGAUGGCAGAAGUAUGGUGAUAUGACGUUGACUGUACCAGGGGACAGAGGAGCUUGAUUUUUUCACAGAGGAUCUCCCUCUUAUUAUACUGUCAGAACAUUGUAAUAAUUGUAAAAACUUUUUAUAUAUAUUUAUAUGUAAAAACUUAUUUCUCAAAUAUAGAGUCACGAGUUGCAGUGCACCUACUGCAGCUUUCAAUGCUAACAGGAUCAGAUAAACUAAAUCUGAAAAAUUUUACUUGUGUUCUGAAAAUCAGGGUUGGGAUCUUGAUUGCUGCCCUGAUUUCCUUAUCCGUAAAAGUCCUGCACUGUACACACUUUUGUUUGAAAUUGUUUUUCAUUAGGAUUAAUAUGUUUUCAGUCCGUGCUGAAAUGUUAAAUCCAAAUGGAAAUUUUGUCAAUCUCAGGAAAUGUGUGGAUGUGAAAUGAUCAAAUGUUUUCACUGUCGAAAAAGCAGCUGACUUCUUAUUUCUCAAUUUUUUAGAUUACGGUUCAUGAAUCAAUAAUAUAGUUAAACACACAAAAACCAACUAGAUAUUUUUUAAACACAUAAUGCCAUGACUAAUGUACCCUUUCUUUUUAGUUAUAAGAAAAAACAUUCAAAAUAGUUGUCAGUUUGACAUUUUCCUUAGUUACUGACUUCCAGAAACAGCAAGCAGUGAAAAGCUGUUAUCUUGCUAGUUUUUAACUGCUCAAAUUCAAUUCAAAGAUACUUUCUAAAUCCCAGCAGAAAUUAAAUACAAUAAUAAUAAUAAUUGUUAUUAUUAUUAUUAUUAUUAUUAGUAUUAUUAUUAUUAUGUUGCAUUCUUACUGCUAUUAGAACUCUUACUCCAUCUUACUUUGGAUUAACUUGAAGUCCUAUUUACUAAAUGUGCCAUUUUCUUACAAUCUCACCAGUACAUUAUUUUGUUAUGAGGUUUUUCCUGGUUAAGUCUUCAAACUAUGGCUGGUGAAUUCUCUUUUAUGGUGACCAUGUUGCAAGUGUUGCACAUCUGGAUAGCUUGCAGUUUAUUUUGUGUGACGAGAGUAUUUCUAAUCACAUCGUGCAUAGUUAAUUUGCCUUAUUUUGUAUAAUUUCAAAUGAAAGUGUUCUUCUCGGGACUGCACUGUGAAACAGUUGUUAGCACUGUUGCUUUGCAGCAAGAACAUCCUGGGUUUGAUUACUAGUUGCAAUAUUUCUCCCUGAACAUGCAUGGUUUCUCUCAAGGUAUUUCAGCUUUCUCCCGCAGAUCAAAGGCAUACAUGUAAUUUUAGCUGACCACUCCAAAACUGAGGCCUGAGUGUGUGAGUAUAUGGAAGUUUAAUAUGUAUUUCCGUUGACCUGUGAUGCAAAUGUCAAGGCUAUAUGCUGCCCCUUGUCCUCUCACCAUUUAUUUGGAGACCUAAAUAACUCUGCAAAGAUAAAGACAGGACAGAGAACAAACAGAAAGGUGUUUAAUUUUCAAUGCUCUCUUCAGCGGCACUACAUUUAAAUGUCUUGUGAUCUGUAACCUUUUAUCGUCAGUUAAUUCUUUAUUUUGUCAUACUGUUGAAAGCGUUAUAAAUGAUUAUGACUCUUCUGUCAAAUUUUUCUGACACUCUUAAAGUAAAGGACAAUCCAUUUUAUUUAAGAAAUCUCUUAAUUAACAAUUGAAAAGUCAAUGUGUUAUAUGCUGGCUGAUAUAUAAUUUCCAACGAGGAUGCAACAUCGCUGCAGCCUGUAGUUAUUUGUUAUAUGGUGUAUUUUGUUAUUUAAAGAACUCAGUUUGAUUAAUAAGUAUUUCCUAUUUUGUGCCUGAGAGGUCUGAAAUUGCUAUAAAUGUUACACAAGCUGCUGCUAAGCUUGUUAAAUUUGUAUGUUUAUGUUUGGAGAUUUAACAAUUUUGCUAUGUAAAAUGUACUGCCUGAUGUUGUAUAAAAAGUCUUGUGGAACAUGUUGAUGGACUACAGUUUAUGACCAUACUAAAAAAAGCACUUCGC
This is a messenger RNA of Xiphophorus couchianus (Monterrey platyfish), 3479 nucleotides long. RefSeq names its product probable G-protein coupled receptor 148. The record is from RefSeq and is a predicted model, not a curated record. Bases 148 to 1104 code for a protein of 318 amino acids. Gene Ontology annotation, cellular component: membrane. Gene Ontology annotation, biological process: detection of chemical stimulus involved in sensory perception of smell; G protein-coupled receptor signaling pathway. NCBI's taxonomy places the organism in Eukaryota, Metazoa, Chordata, Actinopteri, Cyprinodontiformes, Poeciliidae. The transcript has 2 exons. Gene Ontology annotation, molecular function: odorant binding; olfactory receptor activity; G protein-coupled receptor activity.